AUGGGAUUCGAAGAUGAACUUCCGCCGGAUAUCGUCCGCUUUUGCGGUUUCAACAUGAAUGGAACCGAUUUUCGGACAAAAUUUCUCUUGGACGAGCGAUCGAUGACGAUCACUCCGUGCGCCGAAUUCGGUCUAAUCUCAAUGCAAUCAAUCCCAUUUCUCUUCUUUCUUGUCGUUAAUAUAUGUCUCGUUGAGCGUCAUUUCCCUCGUUUCCAAACAUCGAAUAUUUGGUGGUUGUUCGUGAUGAAAAUGUGUAUCUCAAUGUUUACAGCGAUGAUGUUAUUCUUGAUGAUUUUGAUUGGAACCUUUUCGUUGUACAGGGUGAAAAGCGUGGUGAUGAUCGAGUAUGGCAUUUUGGGGAUCUCGUGGGCGGUUGCAGGAAUGACUUGGGGUCUCUCAGUGCAUUAUAACAGUUGGACGCGUACGAGAGCGCUGAUCGUCACCGGGUUUUUCGCCUCCAAAUGCACUUUUCUCAUCGCGGCGAAUCGAUGGAUAAUGUUCGGCUUUUUGGAUAUUCGUACCCUUCUCCCGUUCACCGUCGCAAUCGCUCACAUUUUGUAUUCGAUGCUGAACUUUGUCGAGUGGAGAAUCAAGAGAAAUUCUGAUGCUUCAACGGGCCCAUUUUCUCCAUUGGAUGGCCGUCCAUCGGAUUACAUUCGUUUAGAUCGAGAUGCCGAUGAGGAAGCGGGAUUUUUCUCUAAACUGUUUUUCUGUUGGACGAAUGCACUGGUGAAAAAAGGAGGGAAAUAUCAAUUGAAUGAGUUGGACGAUGUUUUCAAUCUCCCACCAACACUCCGUGUGUCGACAAUUGAACGACAAUUCGUCGAGAACUCGCCGACUUUCUUCUCCGAUGCACAGCAGUUCUCGAUCGCGAGAUCUCUUCUCUCCACUUUUGGCGUCCAAUAUUUCUCGUUGGCUAUUUUACGAAUCAUUGCCGAUGCUUUCAACUUUGCAAGUCCAAUUCUUUUGCAUCUUCUUGUCAAUUCUUUGGAGGAUACAAAUCCAAGAAAUGACAGUUUCCUCUAUGCCUCUCUUUUGAUCAUUUGCUGCUUUGCUGGAGCGAUUAUCUUCACUCAUUUCUCAUAUUAUGUUGAAAAGAUUUCUCUAAAAGUGAGAGCGGCUACUGUAAUCGCGAUCUACGACAAAUUGCUUAAAGUUCCUUUGGCCGAAAUGUCCUCAUUUUCGUCAGGGCAAAUUCUCAAUUUCAUUUCAACGGACGUCGAUCGAAUUGUAAAUUUCUGCAAUUCCUUUCACGCUUUCUGGAAUUUACCACUUGAAUUGGUGAUCACGCUGUAUCUUUUGUAUAGAGAGGUUGGAAUGGCGUUUAUUUCUGGUCUUUUGGCAGCGAUUAUAUUGAUUCCAAUAAACAAAGUGAUCACAUCGAAAAUUGGGAAAAUGAGUGAGAAAAUGAUGACAGCAAAGGAUCAUCGGGUUAAGAUGAUCACCGAAGCAAUGCAUGGGAUUCGCACCGUCAAACUCUGCGCAUGGGAGGACUAUUUUCAAGAGAAAAUCGGGAGAUUAAGAGCGAAAGAGUUGAAAUAUUUGAAAGCGAGGAAAUAUCUGGACGCAAUUUGUGUCUAUCUUUGGGCGUCGGCUCCACUUCUCAUCACGAUCUCUAUCAUUGCCACAUAUACACUCGUCUUACACGAAAAGUUGACAGCGGCUAAGAUCUUCACAGCUCUAGCUUUGGUCAAUAUUUUGAUCAUGCCGUUGAACGCUUUUCCAUGGGUUUUGAAUGGACUCGUUGAGGCUCUCGUUUCAGUUAAACGACUCGAAUGGUUCUUCGCGUUGAAAGAGUUCGAUCUGCACGAGUUCUACAAUUUGACACAAAAUGAAAAGGAGUUAAUGAGCGUGAGAAGAGGAUCGUUUUAUUGGAAAGAUUCUUCGGAGAAACGCGUUUCGAAUGUGUCGAUCACUGGGGAAAAGGGUUCAAUAGUUGGCGUUUAUGGAGAGGUCGGUUCGGGAAAGUCGACUUUUCUGUUGGGACUUCUCGGCGAGACUCGAGGAGAAAAUUCGGCUAUCGGAUUACGACAAGAAAGCGUUUCACAAGGAAUCGCCUACAUUGGACAAACGCAUUGGCUCGUGAGAGGCACCGUUCGGGACAAUAUUCUCUGCGGGAAAGAUUUCAAUCCGAUUUUCUACGAGAAAGUGAUCGCUGCGUGUUGUCUUCAAAAAGAUAUAAAUAAUAUGCCUGGUGGUGAUCAAUAUGAGAUCAGUGACAAUGGAGCGACAUUGAGUGGAGGACAAAGAGCGCGAAUAUCUUUAGCGAGAGCUUUAUAUCAGGAUAACACCGUCUAUUUGUUGGAUGAUCCAUUCGCCUCGCUGGACAAACCGGUGGCGCAUACAAUUUGGACGGAAGCUAUCGAGAAAAUGCUUAAAAAUCGAGGGAAAUUGGUGAUCGUCAGUUGUCAUAAUAUUCAACUUUUGAACAAAGCCGAUCACAUUUUGAUGUUCAACAAAACGGGAUACAUGCAAAAAGAGGGCUCUCCAGCGGAAGUGUUCGAUCAGGAGCUGAUCCCGGAAAAUGUUGUUGAAAUAGAAUCUUCGGAAAAAGCACGGGAAGUCGAAGAAGAGAUCGAAUUCGUCGGGACACAAGAUGAAGAGAAACAGACCGGAAGUGUGAAAGUUUCAAUUUAUGGAGCCUAUAUGAAAUCGGCGGGAAUUUUCCUUUCAGUCGCCAUCAUGGGAGCACUUUUAGCAAUGCAGGUAAGCAAAAAUCUCGCUGAUAUGUGGUUGGCUGAAUGGACGGCUUGGACGGGGGAAAAUGUGACAAAAGUGGAAGAACAGAAUAAUUGGAAAGGAUUGUUAUCUGGAGAAAGGCAUUAUGAACUUCUCACCGAUUCGGAUUGGGAUCGAUCAAUCUAUUUCCUUUGUGUUUACGCAAUCAUUGCUGCCGCAAAUACAAUCUUCACAUUGAUUCGCGCUUUCCUUUUCGCUUACGGUGGAGUGGCGGCAGCGAAGAAAUUGCAUAAAAAACUUCUCGUGAAACUUUUAAAGGCUUCUCUACAAUGGUGGGAUCGUACUCCGUCAGGACGGGUGAUUAAUCGAAUGUGUUCUGAUGUCUACACUGUUGAUGAUAAUCUACCGUUUCAGUUGAACAUCGUGCUCGCCUCACUCUUCAAUCUGAUCGGCACUCUCGUCGUCACCCUAAUCGGUCUUCCAAUUCUCGUACCGAUCGUGCUCGCUCUUUUCAUCAUUUACUAUUUCACUCAGCGAUAUUAUCGACGUACAACUGUUGAACUUAAACGGCUUACUUCCGUAUCGUUAUCUCCUCUAUAUUCUCAUCUCUCCGAUACAGUCAAUGGAUUAGCCACAAUUCGGGCACAUCGCUUUGUGAAUAGAAUGACACAUAAACUCCGGGAGAAACUGUCAGCAUCAUUGAGGGCUCAGUUCAGCUCGUUGGCUGCCGGGAAAUGGUUGGCAAUUCGUUUAUCGCUUAUUGCAGUGGCCGUUGUGAGCGCCGUCUCAUUGGGUGCCAUCAUUCAGCAUCGAAUUCAUCCAGUUGAAUCAGGUUUAAUCGGUUUGGCGAUCACAUAUGCUUUGUCAUUGACCUCAUUACUGAAUGGACUCUUGGGAUCGUUUAUUGAAACCGAAAAGGAAAUGGUUUCUGUUGAAAGAAUCGAUGAGUACAUUCGAGAGGUGAACGAGGAAAAAGAUGAGAAAGAAUUCGAGUUGCCUACAACGAAUCUAAAGAUCGAUUUUGACAAAAUCUCAUUAAGAUAUGAGAAGGGAUUACAAUUGGCGCUGGAUAAAGUCGAUUUAAGCGUUACACCCGGCGAACGAGUGGCGAUCAUUGGAAGGACUGGAAGCGGAAAGAGUAGUCUAUUUCAGGCACUUCUGCGUGGUGUCUCAUUGGAGUCUGGAAAAAUUACCAUUUCUGGAGUCGACAUUGCAAAAGUUGGACUUGAUGAGUUGAGAAAGUGUUUCGGUCUUGUCCCGCAAAAUCCUUUCCUUUUCUCGGGGACAUUGUGGGAGAAUUUGACGGUCGACUCGGAAAUGGAAACUGAUCGGGGAAUCGUUGUGAGACUCGUGAGAAAUGCUGGAUUGGAAAACCUAAUCGAACGGGUUGGCGGCUUGGACGGAGAAAUCGCUGAAUCGGGAAGCAAUUUAUCGCAUGGAGAGAAACAAAUCAUUGCGCUGUGCCGUGUUUUGAUCAGAAAACCAAAAAUUGUUUUAAUCGAUGAAGCCACAGCUCACUUGGAUUCGAUUUCACACGAGAGAAUGCUUGGAUUGAUUAAACAAGAGCUUCCCUCGUGCACUCUUCUCUCGAUCGUUCACAAUUUGCACGGUUUGGAUUCGUAUGAUCGCGUGAUCGAGAUGGAAAACGGGAAAAUCCGAUGGCAUGGACCGCCACAGCAAAGGCAUCAA
This is a messenger RNA of Mesorhabditis belari, 4368 nucleotides long. Lineage: Eukaryota; Metazoa; Nematoda; Chromadorea; Rhabditida; Rhabditidae. The record is from the annotation of a GenBank genome assembly.